AUGACUUUAAUAAAACCGUUCCCUCAGGGAACGAUCAGAUUAAGGUUGAGAGAAUUUAGUAGUGAAAAUUUCAAUUAUUAUGGAAUUACUGAUAAGACAUCAUGCCCAUUAUGCAAGUUAGGCCAUGAUGAUAAUGAAAGCAUAGAAGGUAGAUAUAAAGCUGGAUCCUAUUUUAUUAAAUGUGAACAGCGCGAAAUUGAGAUAAUUGCAUAG
Rhizophagus irregularis DAOM 181602=DAOM 197198 is the source of this 213-nucleotide messenger RNA. The record is from RefSeq and is a predicted model, not a curated record. NCBI's taxonomy places the organism in Eukaryota, Fungi, Glomeromycota, Glomeromycetes, Glomerales, Glomeraceae.